AUGGCGAGCAACGCCUUAGGCCCAUCUAUGCAAUCAGCACACAGUCUAGGACCUCGUGUAUCGCUGGAUGACGGAGUUUCAUCCUUUACCAUUGGCGAGUGCAUUCUCAUCAGGAUUCCUGGAGGAAUACAAGUAGAAGAAUAUGUUGAAGAUGAAGUGACCGCCGUUGGAACGAACCUCCCACCCAUUUCCGAAGGAACAGGCUCUCAGCAUCUGGCAUUUAUUUGCAAUAUUACGGUCCACCCGCUGAAUGACUCUUUCAUUCUUGAUGUCUACCCCGUUCUCGCUUUCUCUCAUACCGACGGAGCUGUUGCCACGUACAAUAACAUGCGUAAUCCCAUCUCAAAAGCAGCACUUAUCCCGCUCUCGCUUUUUUCAUCUCGACACCCCACACCCCAUGGUUUUGGACAACCUCUCACUUUGGGAAAUUGGAUAACUGUUAACGACUCCUUUUUGCAUGUCCUCCCUAGGCGGUUUACUAUGCCCAUGAGCAGAUCAUUCAAACGCUUUGAACCUCCCCUCAUGAUGCAUGCACGCUUGCAGCUCCGCCUCCAUCGUUACCGAGCAUUCCUCUCGACCGCAAACCCUGAAGAUCUCGAUGUUCAAUCCCAUCAUCCCUUUCUCAAUGGUGAGAGUGGAGAAGAUUUGCCACAUGACCAAACUGGACAUGGGGGAGGGCAGGCGACCAGCUUGCCAACCGUUAUCGGUGAUGGAAAUGGGGAAGGGGGGAAAUUAACUGAGGAGGGGCUAGCUGACGUGCUUGAAGAUGUUGAUGAGGAUGCAGAGGAUGGAGACGCCACCUUACUAGACGACCUUCGCCUCCUGGCAGCCUCUCAUCCAAUGUGGGAAGAAGAACUGCAAAGAUACCUCCAAGCAGAGCAGAAGGAGAGAGAAUGGAUUCAGAAUCAGCGUGCAGCAAGAUUGGCCCUUUGGCGGGAAGAUGUGGCUGUCGAGCUAAGCUCUUGA
Laccaria bicolor S238N-H82 is the source of this 966-nucleotide messenger RNA. RefSeq lists its product as uncharacterized. The transcript is spliced from 2 exons. NCBI's taxonomy places the organism in Eukaryota, Fungi, Basidiomycota, Agaricomycetes, Agaricales, Hydnangiaceae. Bases 1 to 966 code for a protein of 321 amino acids. The record is from RefSeq and is a predicted model, not a curated record.